AUGACGUCGAACAUCGGCGUGCAACUGCCCAAACGCAUAAUCGAACGGCCAGGCUUAUUUGUAGACUGCUUCUACGAUACGCUCGAUCCAGAAUCGGCCGAUAAACUGGAAUGUAUCGUGAACGAAGACUACGUAAUAAUACAUCGUUACGGCGCUCCUCGUUACGGUGAAUUUAUUAUUUACCGAUUAAUCGCUCGGUGCAACGGGCCGUUCUCUGUUUCUACGCCAUGCAGGUUCAAAACGCGCAGGGACAAGGGCGCGGAGUAUUACGACGACGGGCUGACGCCGUUCUUGAAAUUCCAUCCCGACGGCUCCGGCGAGUUGUUUUAUCCCAGCGGCGUGUUGGCCGUUAGAGUGUGUCGGCCAGAGAACCGAGACUACGAUAUGUACACCGUGCUGACGCCAGGAGGCAAGGACUCGCUGGGAAUCGAGAGGGAAUCUCAGAUCCUGGCGAUAUUCGACACGAUGGGGCAUGGCGUCGUUUUCGGCGAGGACGGCGCGGCCAGGCUGUCGUACAACCAGAUCGGAGGAAUUUUUACGGACAGCCCCGCGGGCCUGCCCCUCGUUUGGACUUGGAACGCCAACCCGAGGGAGUCGAUACUUGAGACCGUGUAUAUGGUGGGUGCGAAUGAAAGAUCGGCCGAACAGCUGGAACGAAUGGAAUUCUUCUCCGAAUCAGCAGCAAGUCGUAGUUCCGGAAAUGUUAAGACACCGAUACCGCCGUCCAACUCGAGAAAUGAGAAAAAGAAAGUCGCCGAGGUGCAGAAACCUGUUGUCGGGGAACGACAAGAAGAGGCCCGAAGCAGAUUGGGCAUUAGAAGAAGCUUUCCCGAGGAAGAUAUCUUUUACAUAAGAAUAAUCUGUAUGCAGCUGAACAAAUUUCUCGGCUUGCGAAUUAUCGAUCGAAGGAACAUCUCGUUGCGAUUUUCCGCCAAAAAUAAAAGCAUCAGAAUAGAAUUGGGUACAAUUUUAAAUUACAACAGAGAAGCAUCAUCUUGCAUGAUUGAAGCGAGCGACUGGAAAAACGACAUGUUGAGGUAAAAGAGGAUGAUACGUUGCAGAUUUUAUACAAUUUCCAAUGAAACGUCACGCGAAGGUAAUCUCUUCGUCGCAGAUGCCGGUUCCAGGAUAAACUAUCCACGAAAUUGGAAUCCGAUGACAGUCUGCAUGAUUUAGCCAAAGAGUACCAAACAGUGCGAAAGUUUGCGAGACAACGUAAAAGCAUGAUCGCCAGAUACAAACCUCUUUUCAACAACAAGUCAAGCACCUGAACAUCAUAAGUGUGGAGAGAGUGAUGAAAGAGAAAAGGAGCAACGUCAAUUUAUAUAAAUAAAAAUGAUCAAUGUAAUUAAAAUAAUUCUCAAACAAUUAAUUAAUAUUAUCGUAAUGGAUGUUUCGCGAAUACAUUUCUCGCGCUGGUAUAAUAACGUUCACGACGCGUUUCCGCGCGUUUGUGUGUGUCUGACAUACGCUUUACA
Harpegnathos saltator (Jerdon's jumping ant) is the source of this 1478-nucleotide messenger RNA. RefSeq lists its product as uncharacterized. The transcript has 8 exons. NCBI's taxonomy places the organism in Eukaryota, Metazoa, Arthropoda, Insecta, Hymenoptera, Formicidae. The coding region runs from base 1 to 1041 and encodes 346 amino acids. The record is from RefSeq and is a predicted model, not a curated record.